Messenger RNA from Alternaria atra, 1062 nucleotides. RefSeq lists its product as uncharacterized. The transcript has 2 exons. The coding region runs from base 1 to 1062 and encodes 353 amino acids. Lineage: Eukaryota; Fungi; Ascomycota; Dothideomycetes; Pleosporales; Pleosporaceae. The record is from RefSeq and is a predicted model, not a curated record. Gene Ontology annotation, cellular component: cytoplasm; EKC/KEOPS complex. Gene Ontology annotation, biological process: tRNA threonylcarbamoyladenosine modification.
AUGAUUGCUAUAGGAUUAGAAGGAAGCGCCAACAAGAUAGGCGUUGGCGUCAUCUCUCAUCCAGGCCCAAACAAACCGCCGAUCAUCCUCGCGAAUCUGCGCCAUACGUAUGUUUCCCCGCCUGGCGAAGGCUUCCUGCCCAAGGACACCGCGAUACAUCACCGAGCAUGGGUUGUGAGACUAAUCAAGCAAGCCGUACGGCAAGCGGGCAUUAAAAUCGAGGACAUUGAUUGCAUAUGCUAUACGAAAGGCCCCGGGAUGGGUGCACCUCUACAGAGUGUUGCGCUUGCAGCCAGGACAAUCAGUUUACUAUGGGGAAAGCCCAUGGUCGGUGUGAACCACUGUGUUGGCCACAUCGAAAUGGGUCGCUCUAUAACGCGUGCCGAUAACCCCGUCGUCCUUUACGUAUCUGGCGGCAACACCCAGGUCAUCGCCUACUCCGCCCAACGGUAUCGUAUUUUUGGUGAGACCCUAGACAUCGCCAUAGGAAACUGCAUCGAUCGAUUCGCCCGCACGCUGAUGAUACCCAACGACCCAUUCCCUGGAUACAAUGUCGAGCAAUUGGCAAAGAAGGGAAAGAACCUUGUUGAUCUACCAUAUGGAGUCAAAGGCAUGGAUGCAAGCUUCUCAGGCAUAUUGGCUGCAGCCGACCUUCUCGCACGCGGAUUGGACGAGUCAUUGCCGGAUGCAAAACGAUUGAAGACUGAGGACGGAGAGCUGGUUACACGAGCAGACAUGUGCUUCUCCCUGCAAGAAACCAUUUUCGCCAUGCUCGUUGAGAUUACAGAGCGCGCUAUGGCACAUGUGGGCUCACAACAAGUGCUGGUUGUAGGCGGCGUGGGCUCGAACAUGCGACUGCAGCAGAUGAUGGGCAUGAUGGCAAGAGACAGAGGAGGCAAUGUGUUUGCGACGGACGAGAUGUUUUGCAUUGACAAUGGUAUCAUGAUCGCUCAUGCGGGUUUACUGGAGUACGGGACUGGAGUGAAGACGGACUUGAUGGAUACGACAUGUACGCAGCGAUUUAGGACUGACGAGGUGUUUGUCGGGUGGAGGACUGACUGA